Clupea harengus (Atlantic herring) is the source of this 2348-nucleotide messenger RNA. It is a transcript of the gene fam131c, whose product is annotated as family with sequence similarity 131 member C. The record is from RefSeq and is a predicted model, not a curated record. NCBI's taxonomy places the organism in Eukaryota, Metazoa, Chordata, Actinopteri, Clupeiformes, Clupeidae.
UCUUCUUCAAGUCAUCUCUUCAGCUUGAACCGUAGGUCACAGAGGUUGAGCCCAUUUGUGAGUCCAAUAAUCUAUCUCACCUUCUAAAAGAUUGCUUCAUUUCUUCUUGGACCAUUCUUCUUGUCCAGUCUCAGGUAUGAAGGACACAAUCUCCUAGCAUACAAAGGGUGCAGAAGUUGAGAGAGAGAGAGGGAGAGCGAGAGGAAGAGAGAGAGAGAGGGAGAGAGAGGGGAGGAGAGGAGAGAAGUGGAUGGGAGGGACCCUGAGGAAGCAGUCAGUGUGUAUGUUCAUUUUUUUUCUUCUUUUUUUUCACUCCUCCCUUCCUCCGCUCUCUCUGUGCCCUCUCCUCUUUUGGUCCCGGAAUCGACAGGCACUGCCUCUGUAGUCUGUGGACACACCGACCCUCUCUAGAUUAGCCUUCAGCAUCACUUGGACUCUCCUUUUUCCCCCCAUUUUCCUGAGCACCAGCUUUCUUUUCUUCUUUCUCUUUUGCCUCCUCUCUCCUUAUUCCCACGGGAACACACCCUCUUACCCCGGAACCCCUGCCUCCUCUCCUCUCCUCUCCCUCUGUCUCCAUCUCUGAUUCACUCCAUAUCUCUCUCUCCUUCAACUCCUCUCUCAGACAGCAGCAUGGUGAACAGAUAAGCUGGCUUGCUGUUGAUCACCAUGGGCUCGUGCCUCUGCAAAGGUCACAAAGCGCUCCAGAGUGCUCAACUGUAUCCCAUGGGAGACCUUCAGUCGUACACGGAAGGACAGCCCAUUAACAAGGGUAUUCAUCAGCCUUACAAUGGCGGCUGUUCUGAUAAGAAGAAUGACGGUGGUUAUGACAUUGGUGAGCUGGCCACGUCCUCUCUGCAGGGCCUGGUGGCCACGAUAAAGGAGCGCAUCACCAAGCCCACGGCGAUGGCCCAGGGCCGCGUGGCUCACCUGAUCGAGUGGAAGGGCUGGGGGGGCGAUGGGGUAGCCGGGGGCGGCUGGAGCGGCUGGGACCAGCCUGGAGGGGUGGGCGCCGCCCUGCAGGAGGACCAGCAGCUUUACUCCCAUCUGACCGACGAGAUCAAGGAGGCCCGCUUCGCCGCUGGGGUGGCCGAGCAGUUUGCUCUCGCCGAGGCUGCUAUGGACGUCUGGUCUCCCCACAUCAUCUCAGACCAGCCCACGGCCAAUUCGGUCACGCUGCAUGGCGCAGAGGGGCUCUUCCUGUCCCAGUUCCUGCUGGAUGGAGGCAGCAUUGAGGUACCCCAGCACCUCUACAGUGUUCACAUGGAGCCCAGACCCGACGCCAGGUCCCUGUGGCCCCCACCCCAAACCCAGUCCUGCUUCCUCGGUUCCCCUCACCUGCCAGAGACGCAGCCCCCCACGCAGCCCCCCCUGAGGAUUCCUCAAGCAGAAAACACAGUCCGGCACGUCGACAGCACCUCCCUGUCCGAGGAUGAAGUUUUCUACAAUUAGGACUCUGAUUGAAACAAGAGAAACUCUUCCUUUUGGAGUUGUGGAGUUGAAUGGAAAGGACCAAAGGCUUUGAGAAGGACAGAGGAGAUGGACACGAGAUGGUGGCUUUGAGAUGGGUGGUGGCAGAGGGCAUGACAGAGGAGAUGGACACGAGAUGGGUGGGUUGGCUUGGUGAGCUCUGAGCUGGUGCACAUGGCUUCAGGUUCAGGCGUGCAGUAGGGUCCGCGUUCAGGGACUGGGGCAGGGGAGGGGUUCUGUCCGAGUGCGUGUGCAGUGUGCAGACAUGCUACCAAUGCCAAACAGCUUUCUGAAUAACGUCCUUGACAAUGUUUUUUUGUAUCGCUGCUUCUACUUGUCUCAAAUCCAGAUUAUGAUGGAAAUCAGAAUGUCUUUUUUUACAGACUAAAAUAUAUAUGUGAAGGUGUAGUAUUAAAUAAAAACUAAAUGUAUUAAUGUAAUUAUCUCUUUGGAUGUGUGUGUGAAAAAUCUGAAGUCCAUGAACAGCAAGCUUUGACAUUCAGGAGACCCAGAGGUGCUGCAGUUCAUUAUCCUCCAGAAGGACACCUUUUAGACACUUUGUCUUCUGCAAUUCACUCACAUUCACAAAGCAGGUUUCGAGCGAGGCCAUCUUGCUGAAAGGAGGCCUAUGUGAACACAGCCAUCAGGCAGUGAAAGGGAUUUGCGCCUGUCUGGCCCCCGGCAAUCAGAUCCAACCACGUUGGAGGUAGCCACUUUUGUGGGCUUUGAGUUCACUCUUGCAUCCCAGAAUGACAUGCAUAUUGGAAAGUGAGUCUCUCCCACUCACUCACACAGCUGUGGACUUCCCUUAUGCACUGAAAUCACAGGGCAGAGAAUAGCGAUGAAUUUUACCAUGUAAUAAAAUGUCUGCAUACACUCCA